Messenger RNA from Prunus armeniaca (apricot), 4293 nucleotides. The record is from the annotation of a GenBank genome assembly. Lineage: Eukaryota; Viridiplantae; Streptophyta; Magnoliopsida; Rosales; Rosaceae.
AUGACUCAGAAGUUGAUGAAGUUUCGACAUCCGGACAAGACAACAAAUUGCAUCCGGAGGCACUCAGAACCUUUAUCUGAUAAAGAAAUUGAGGAGCUUAUUGCUGAGUUUUUGGAGGUUGAGAGUAAGGCUGCGGAAGCUCAAGAAGCACUUGAAAAAGAGUCACUCGUCAAAGUGGAGAGUGAAGUUAGAGAGGAGUUGGCACAAACUCUUCAUGGGGAUGAUCUGGAAACAGCUGUUGCAGAUGAAAUGACUAUUUUAAUGGAAGAGUGGCAAACUGAGCUUGAUGACCUUGAGACUGAGAGUGCUCAUUUGUUGGAACAACUUGAUGGGGCUGGCAUUGAGCUACCAAGCCUUUAUAAGUGCAUUGAAAGUCAGGCUCCUAAUGGUUGCUGCACUGAAGCUUGGAAAAGACGGAUACACUGGGUAGGAUCUCAAGUGACUGGAGAAUUUACUGAGUCAAGGACCGAUGCAGAGAAGUAUCUCCAAGCCCACAGACCUGUAAGAAGGCGACAUGGUAAACUAUUGGAAGAUGGCGCUAGUGGAUUUCUGCAGAAAAAGCUAACCAUAGAUGGAAACAAGGAUGCUGUGACUGCUGAGGUUGAUUGGUGUUCUCUCAACAAACUAUUUUCUGAUGGUGCAACUGGGGAUGGUGCUUCAUUUGGCAGUAAGCACUGGGCUUCUGUUUACUUGGCCAGUACGCCACAACAAGCUGCUGAGAUGGGACUCAAAUUCCCUGGUGUGAAUGAGGUGGAGGAGAUUGAUGAUAUUGAUGGCAAUUCUAGUGAUCCAUUUGUUGCAGCUGCCAUUGCAAAUGAAAGAGAACUGGAUCUGUCUGAAGAACAAAAGAAAAAUUAUAGGAAGGUCAAAGAAGAGGAUGAUGCAUAUGUUGAUCGGAAGCUUCAAAUUCAUUUGAAACAGAAGAGACAUCAAAAGAGACGUAAACAGGAUGUUGGCAGGAAGGAAGUUUUCCCAGUUGAUCGGGUGAUAGAAAGCAACAUGGCCCAGUCUCCGUCUAUGCUAGACUCUGCUACCUGUAUCUCAAAUGGGAAAAUUGAUGAACAUGGUGAAAUUUUUUCUAACAAUGAUGAUGAGAUAGGAUGCCAAAAUAUGAAGUCUGCCGUGCUUGAAGAUUUGGAAACCUCUAAUAAUGUCGACCAAGAAAGCAUAACGAGUAAUGGUUCUUCUCCGGUGCCUGAUUCUAGUGAAUCAAGAGGCUCCAAGCGUCUGAAUGAGGAUGAGGAACUAAACCUUGAUAAUAAGAGGGGUCGAACUGUUAUAAUAGAUAGCGAUGAUGAUGCUCCACUGAAAGAUAUUUCAGACUGCAAUUUGAUAAAAUCUGAGGACCAGUCCAAUGUGGAUGUGAGUAUCUGCAUAUCUGCCACUGGUGGUCUUCCUUCACAUAGUCUGAAUAAGGUCUACUGCACUGCUUGUAAUAAACUUGCUGUCGAAGUGCGCUCGCAUCCACUUCUGAAGGUGAUUAUUUGUACAGAUUGCAGAUGCUUAUUGGACGAAAAGAUGCAUGUGAAGGAUCCUGAUUGCUGUGAGUGCUAUUGUGGGUGGUGUGGGCAAAGCGAGGACCUUGUAAGUUGUAAAUCUUGCAAGACAUUGUUUUGUACGACUUGUAUAAAAAGGAAUAUUGGAGAGGAAUGCUUAUCCGAGGCCCAGACCUGUGGCUGGCGAUGUUGUUUCUGUUGCCCAAGUCUUAUACAGACAUUGAUGUUACAAUUAGAGAAAGCAAUAGGUUCUGGAGAUAUGGUAGUUUCUAGCUCUGAUAGUGAUUCAGAUAAUUCAGAUGCAGAACUAGAUGUUGCUAUCAGUUCUAAGAGGAAGAGAAAGAAGAGAAUUCGGAGGAUCAUUGAUGAUACUGAAUUAGGAGAAGAGACCAAAAGAAAAAUUGCAAUUGAAAAGGAACGUCAGGAACGCUUAAAGUCUUUGCAAGUACAAUUUUCUGCCAAAUCUAAGAUGAAGAGCUCUGCAAGCUGUAAUGGGAAUUUACCCGAAGGAGCCAGUGCUGAAGUGCUGGGUGAUGCAUCAGCUGGAUAUAUAGUGAAUGUUGUAAGAGAGAAAGGUGAAGAAGCAGUCAGGAUCCCUCCAAGCAUCUCAGCGAAACUGAAGACACAUCAGAUUACGGGGGUAAGAUUUAUGUGGGAGAAUAUCAUACAGUCAGUCAGAAAAGUGAAGGCGGGGGAUAAAGGUCUUGGAUGCAUUCUAGCUCACAUGAUGGGCCUUGGUAAAACUUUUCAGGUCAUAGCUUUUCUGUACACUGCAAUGAGAAGUAUUGAUUUGGGAUUGAAAACUGCACUUAUAGUCACUCCUGUGAAUGUGCUACAUAACUGGCGGCAGGAGUUCAUGAAAUGGAGACCUUCAGAGCUAAAGCCUCUUCGCGUUUUCAUGCUAGAAGAUGUGUCAAGGGAAAGAAGAGCAGAGGUUCUUGCAAAGUGGAGAGCUAAGGGUGGUGUUUUUUUAAUUGGCUACUCUGCUUUUAGGAACCUAUCCCUUGGAAAGCAUGUGAAGGAUCGACACAUGGCUCGAGAAAUUUGUCAUGCCUUGCAGGAUGGACCUGAUAUACUUGUUUGUGAUGAGGCCCAUGUUAUAAAGAAUACCAGGGCUGAUGUAACCCAAGCCUUGAAACAAGUGAAAUGCCAAAGAAGGAUAGCAUUAACUGGAUCACCUCUCCAGAACAAUCUCAUGGAAUAUAUUGUCUUCCAGAAUCCCAUAGAGAAUGGCCAACAUACUAAUUCAACCGUGGAUGAUGUGAAAAUCAUGAAUCAAAGGUCUCAUAUUCUGUAUGAACAAUUGAAAGGAUUUGUUCAGAGAAUGGACAUGAAUGUGGCAAAGAAGGACUUGCCACCAAAAACUGUUUUUGUAAUAGCUGUUAAGCUCUCUCCCUUACAGAGGAAAUUAUACAAGAGAUUUCUUGAUGUGCAUGGAUUUGCUAAUGACAAGGUUUACAAUGAAAAGAUAAGGAAGAGAAGUUUUUUUGCUGGCUACCAGGCCUUAGCUCAGAUAUGGAACCACCCGGGGAUCUUGCAACUAAGAAAAGAUGACAAAGACUAUGUGAGACGCGAAGAUGCUAUUGAGAAUUUUCUUGCGGAUGACAGCUCUAGUGAUGAAAACAUUGACGAUAGUUUGGUUUUUGGAGAGAAGCAGAGGAAGAUCAGUGAUAUUUUGCCCGGGAAAAAGGAUGAUGACAUUUUUCAACAGGAUUGGUGGAAUGAUCUUAUUCAUGAGAAUAAUUAUAAAGAGCUUGAUUACAGUGGCAAAAUGGUAUUGCUGCUUGACGUUCUCGCCAUGUGUUCUGAUGUGGGCGAUAAGGCGUUGGUGUUUAGCCAGAGCAUACCAACACUUGACCUCAUAGAACUUUACCUUUCAAGACUACCUCGACAUGGGAAGAAAUGGAAGUUUUGGAAGAAAGGAAAAGAUUGGUACAGGCUAGAUGGAAGAACAGAGAGCUCAGAAAGGCAAAAGUUGGUUGAGCGCUUUAAUGAUCCCCUAAAUAAGAGGGUGAAAUGCACUCUGAUUUCCACCAGAGCUGGAUCUUUGGGGAUAAAUCUCCAUGCUGCUAAUCGUGUAAUCAUAGUUGAUGGUUCUUGGAAUCCGACAUACGAUCUUCAGGCUAUAUACCGUGCUUGGAGGUAUGGCCAAACAAAGCCGGUUUUCGCUUACAGACUGAUGGCACAUGGAACCAUGGAAGAAAAAAUUUAUAAGCGUCAGGUAACGAAGGAGGGCCUGGCUGCAAGGGUUGUUGAUAGACAACAGAACCAUGAGCUUGGCCAAGAUAAAGGAUGCUCGGACCAAAAUAUGACUGGUGAAGUUGAAAUUUUGCCUAAACACAAAGUGCCUCUUUCUCAAGGAAGUUGCUCUUCUGACAAGCUAAUGGAAGGUUUACUUGGCAAGCACUAUCCAAGGUGGAUUGCCAAUUUCCACGAACAUGAGACUCUUUUGCAAGAGAAUGAAGAGGAAAAGCUCUCAAAGGAGGAGCAAGACAUGGCUUGGGAAGUAUAUCGGAGAGCAUUGGAAUGGGAGGAAGUGCAGAGAGUUCCUCUCAAUGAAUCUGCAGUCGACCGAAAGCCAGCUGCACUAAAUGUGGCCUCAUCUGCACCAGAGAUGAGCAGCCUUGCUGAAUCGAAAGCGAAGGAUAUUUCUGUGCAGCGGAAAUGCACUAAUCUUUCACAUUUGCUAACCCUUAGAAGUCAGGGGACAAAAAUUGGUUGCACUACUGUGUGUGGGGAAUGUGGUCGUGAGAUAUGCUGGAAGGAUCUGCAUCGAGAUGGCAGGCUUGCAAGGUGA